AUGCCCAAGCAAUUUCUCUCCCCAAUCUUCGGCUCGUCUUUGUGGUUGGCAUUGAUGGUGCAGUCUCUUAUCUCGUCCACUGCUACCUACAAGAGACCUGUUUCGGGAGGGAAGAGACAGAGCUUUUUAGAGAGAACACUUAUCCUACUUGACGUAAACACACGGAGCCCGGUGAAAGUUCUGAAUGACAACUUCCUUUCGUUACAACUGGAUCCGUCUAUCAUUAAAGACGGCUGGCUUGACUUCUUAAGCUCCAGACGUUUAGUUACUCUGGCUCGAGGGCUCUCUCCGGCCUAUCUGAGGUUUGGGGGCAAGCGUACAGACUUCCUCCAGUUUCACAACCUAAAGAAUCUGGCCAAGUUCAGAGGACCCGGACCGGACUACUAUUUGAAGAAUUAUGAGGAUGACAUCGUACGCAGUGACAUUGCUUUGGACAAGCAGAAAGGCUGCAAGCUGGCCAGCCACCCAGACAUGAUGCUGGAGCUUCAGAGAGAGAAGGCGGCUCAAAUGCAGCAGGUUCUGCUGAAGGAGCAGCUCUCCAAUCUCUACAGCGACGUAACGAUAACAGCCAGGUCUUUAGACAAACUGUACAAUUUUGCCGAUUGUGCCGGUCUGCAUCUGAUCUUUGGGCUCAACGCCUUGCACCGAAACCCAGACAACUCAUGGAAUGCAUCCAGUGCCCUCAGUCUCCUGAAGUACAGUGCCGGCAAAAAGUAUAACAUGUCCUGGGAACUUGGAAAUGAGCCCAACAGUUAUCGCACCAUGGUGGAUCGUUCGAUAAAUAGCACACGACUGGCACAGGACUACAUCCUUCUGAGGACAUUACUUCAGUCAGUUCGCUACUACAACAAAGCCAACCUCUACGGCCCCAACAUUGGCCGUCCCCGAAAAAAUGCAAUCCUUCUGCUGGAGGGGUUUAUGAAGAACGGUGGCUCUGUUGUUGAUGCGGUUACGUGGCAACAUUACUACAUCGAUAGGCGAGUGGCCAAAGUGGAGGACUUCAUGAAGACUCGGCUUCUGGAUACACUCACUGAGCAGAUCACUAAGGUGCUGAAGAUUGUGAAGACUCAUGCUCCAGAGAAGAGGGUGUGGUUGGGUGGAGUCGGCCCCGCCUGGUCAGGAGGCACCAACAAUUUGUCUGACACAUUUGCAGCUGGCUUCUUGUGGCUCAACACUCUGGGGAUCUCGGCAGUGCAGGGGAUUGAUGUAGUGCUGAGACAUUCCUUCUUCGACUACGGUUACAACCAUUUGGUGGAUCAGCACUUCAAUCCCUUACCUGAUUACUGGCUGUCCCUGCUCUUUAAGCGUCUGGUGGGCCCCCGGGUGUUGGCGGUGCACGUUGCAGGUCUCCAGAGGAAACCACGCCCAGGGAGGGUGAUUCGAGACAAGCUGCGCAUAUACGCACACUGCACCAGCUUCCACAAUCACAAUUACGUCAGAGGAUCCAUAACCAUCUACAUUAUUAACCUGCAUCGGUCUCGGAAAAAAAUCAAGCUGGCUGGAACAUUACGAAACAAAACCGUUCACCAAUACCUGUUACAACCCUUGGGCGCAGAUGGUCUGCACUCCAAGACUGUUCAGCUGAAUGGAGAGCCCCUAAAAAUGGUAGACAAUGAAACGCUUCCCGAAUUAAAGCCACGAACGCUCAGGGCAGGGCGGACGAUAGCCUUGCCCCCAGUUUCCAUCGGCUUCUACGUCAUCAAAAACAUCAACGCUUACGCCUGCCGCAGAUAA
Chanos chanos (milkfish) is the source of this 1734-nucleotide messenger RNA. RefSeq names its product heparanase 2 (gene hpse2). Bases 1 to 1734 code for a protein of 577 amino acids. Gene Ontology annotation, cellular component: extracellular matrix; membrane. Gene Ontology annotation, biological process: extracellular matrix organization. NCBI's taxonomy places the organism in Eukaryota, Metazoa, Chordata, Actinopteri, Gonorynchiformes, Chanidae. The transcript is spliced from 12 exons. Gene Ontology annotation, molecular function: hydrolase activity, acting on glycosyl bonds. The record is from RefSeq and is a predicted model, not a curated record.